Triticum aestivum (bread wheat) is the source of this 1263-nucleotide messenger RNA. RefSeq lists its product as uncharacterized. Lineage: Eukaryota; Viridiplantae; Streptophyta; Magnoliopsida; Poales; Poaceae. The coding region runs from base 55 to 867 and encodes 270 amino acids. Gene Ontology annotation, molecular function: protein binding. The transcript is spliced from 2 exons. The record is from RefSeq and is a predicted model, not a curated record.
CGCAACCCUAGCAGCCCAUUCGGCCUCCCGAUCCCAAAUCACCGGCCACAAACGAUGCCGCCGAAGCUGGUGCGGGAGCUGGGCGAGAUGGAGGAGCUCGUGGAGGAGAUCCUCAUCCGCCUCCCGCCAGACGAGCCCGGGAACCUCCUCCGCGCCUCCCUCGCCUGCAAGCCGUGGCGCCGCCUCCUCUCCAGCCGCGGCUUCCGUCGCCGCUACCGGGACUUCCACCGAACGCCUCCCAUGCUCGGCUUCCUCCACACCUGGCUGUGCCCGUACACCGAGUUCGUCCCCACCACGGACUUCCUCCCACGCGAGCCCGAUCUACUGCAAAGUCGUUACUCCGUGGAGGACUGCCGCCACGGCCGCGUCCUCCUCCGGUACUUCGAUACGGACGAGAACAUGCCGCUCUUAGUCAUCUGGGAGCCCGUGACGGGCAGCCAGACGGUGCUGCGCCGCCCCGAAAUGUCGGGGACGAGCAGCUCCACCUCGGUGCUCUGUGCCGCGGACGGCUGCAGGCACGGUGACUGCCAUUCGGGUCCAUCUCUCGUGGUUUUCGUCAGCCUUGACGAGGAAGCGAGGGUCGCCACGGCCUCCAUGUACUCGUCGGAGACGGGUAACUGGAGCUCUCCGGUCUCUCUGGAUGUUGGUUUUGUUGAGAUUGAAAUCAGCUUCGCUAUGAUGCCUAGUGUUCUUGUCGGAGACGCGCUCUAUUUCCCCAUUUCGAGGAACUAUAUUAAUGGUAUUCUCAAGUAUGACUUGGCUCAAACCUGCCUAGACAUUCAUCUGCCGUUGUUUCAACGGAGUUGGUCGGCUCCAUCGAGGGCACUGACAUUGUUUUUGCAAUCACGGAUCUUGGCACCUAUAUGAUCGAUCUCGAGUCACUAAGCUUGAAGGAGCUCUCCAGCGAGCUGUGUCAGCAAGGAGAUAUUACAUGGGCACUCUAUCCCUACCUCAGCUUCUACAGUCCACCAGGGAUAGGCGUUGAGGCUGAAGCAUCAAGUGAAGCUGGACAUGGCGAUGGUGAAGCAUAAAUCUCAAGCAGGCCACUCAAUCAUGGAAGUUCAGAUUGCUGUUUUGGUGUUGGCUUUUGUUUUGGGUUUUGAGUUUGAUGGAUGAGGGGAGAGUUGUGUUAUGUCUUGUUAAGGACCUGUCUCUGUUCUUGUUAAGCAUGCUACCAAUAUUCUACCCCUGAUCUCAUUAAAGCUUCUGAAGGUUGCCUUGUGUCUAAAAAUCAACUGCAAGUUUUGCGCGUAAUAACUAUAA